AUAAAUGUCGCCCUGAGAUGACAAGAGAACAUUGGAGGAGAUAAAAAGCACAGCAAAAGGGAAUGAGAGACCAGAAGCAAAGGACAGAGGGCGAUGCCCUCCUAGCCAGCCACCACGGGAUGGAGGGCUUCAUGGACUCAGGGACACAGACGGAUGCCGUGGUGGUGCUGUCCUUGGCUCAGGCCGCCGUGCUGGGCCUGGUCUCGGAAAAUGAGCUCUUCGGAGCCACCAUAAGCGCCGAAGCCUUCUACCCGGACCUGGGGCCCGAGCUGUCCGGGACGGCCAUGGGGGAGCCCGGGCCCCCCGGCCCCGACGUCUACCAGCUGGCCUGCAACGGGAGGGCCCUGGAGGAGCCGGUGGAAGAGGAGGUGCUGGAGGUGGAGGCCGCCUUCGAGAAGCACACCCGGCGGAAGACGCGGCCACCUGUGCGGCUGGUGCCCAAGGUCAAGUUUGAGAAGGUGGAGGAGGAGGAGGAGCAGGAGGUCUACGAGGUGUCCGUGCCCGGUGACGACAAGGAUGUGGGCCCUCCGGAGGCCCCUGCCGAGGUGGCCGGCAGCGGUGGCGAGGCCCUGGUGCAGAGCAGCGCCGUCAAGAUGAUCGACCUGAGCGCCUUCAGCCGCAAGCCCCGGACACUGCGCCACCUGCCCCGAGCCCCGCGGCCGGAGCUGGACGCCGCCGCCUACGACCCCCACUUCCCCGACCCGGCCCGGGAUGGCUUCCCGGAGCCCGGCGUGGCGCUGCCCGGGCCGGAGCCCCUGCCGUCCUCCGAGUGCAGCUUCGAAGCGCCCCACCUGGCCCCACUGGGCGACCCCGAGGCCCCCACCCUGGAGUCGCCGGAGCCCGUGAAGCCGGAGCAGGGCUUCGUGUGGCAGGAGGCCAGCGAGUUCGAGGCGGACGCGGCCGGCUCCACAGUGGAGCGCCACAAGAAGGCGCAGCUGGACCGGCUAGACAUCAACGUGCAGAUCGACGACUCGUACCUGGUGGAGGCCGGCGACCGGCAGAAGCGCUGGCAGUGCCGCAUGUGCGAGAAGUCCUACACGUCCAAGUACAACCUGGUAACGCACAUCCUGGGCCACAACGGCAUCAAGCCGCACUCGUGCCCGCACUGCAGCAAGCUCUUCAAGCAGCCCAGCCACCUGCAGACGCACCUGCUGACGCACCAGGGCACGCGGCCCCACAAGUGCCAGGUGUGCCAGAAGGCCUUCACGCAGACCAGCCACCUCAAGCGCCACAUGCUGCUGCACUCGGAGGUCAAGCCCUACAGCUGCCACUUCUGCGGCCGCGGCUUCGCCUACCCCAGCGAGCUCAAGGCGCACGAGGUGAAGCACGAGAGCGGCCGCUGUCACGUCUGCGUGGAGUGCGGCCUGGACUUCUCCACGCUGACGCAGCUCAAGCGCCACCUGGCCUCCCACCAGGGCCCCACCCUGUACCAGUGCCUCGAGUGCGACAAGUCCUUCCACUACCGCAGCCAGCUGCAGAACCACAUGCUCAAGCACCAGAACGUGCGGCCCUUCGUGUGCACGGAGUGCGGCAUGGAGUUCAGCCAGAUCCACCACCUGAAGCAGCACUCCCUCACCCACAAGGGCGUGAAGGAGUUCAAGUGUGAGGUGUGCGGCCGGGAGUUCACCCUGCAGGCAAACAUGAAGCGACACAUGCUGAUCCACACCAGCGUCCGGCCCUAUCAGUGCCACAUCUGCUUCAAGACCUUCGUGCAGAAGCAGACCCUCAAGACCCACAUGAUUGUACACUCGCCUGUGAAGCCAUUCAAAUGCAAGGUGUGUGGCAAGUCCUUCAACCGCAUGUACAACCUGCUGGGUCACAUGCACCUGCACGCGGGCAGCAAGCCCUUCAAGUGCCCCUACUGCUCCAGCAAGUUUAACCUCAAGGGCAACCUGAGCCGGCACAUGAAGGUCAAGCACGGUGUUAUGGACAUCGGCCUGGACAGCCAAGACCCCAUGAUGGAGCUGACGGGCACUGACCCCUCCGAGCUCGACAGCCAGCAGGAGAUGGAGGACUUCGAGAACGCCUACGCCUAUGCCGGUGUGGAUAGCAGCGCCGAGGCCAGCGUCCUCACCGAACAGGCCAUGAAGGAGAUGGCCUACUACAACGUGCUAUAGUAGUGCUGGGCCGUCCAGAGGGGGCGGGGAGGGCAGGGGACGUGGGGGGAGACCCACGUGCUGCGGGCCACCCCUCCCGCAGCGGAGAAGCUACUGCCCCACUGUCCUAAGCCCUCCUCCCCUCCCACCGAGUCGUUUGCACCACUAGGGACUUGUAGACCAAAUGGAGACUGUACUGGCCUCAGCUGUGACCCAGGCACAGGCCCCAGGCAUCUGGGGAAGGAAGGAAAACACAGGGGGCCCAGCUCUGGGUCGCCCUGGCCUGCUGCUGUGGGAGAGUGGGAAAAAUGCUGGCGGGGGCCAUAUGGGGCCAAGACAGUAGGGCCCAGGUCCUCAGGUCUGUCCAGGCCCCACAGAGCUGGGGCAGUGGUGUGGGCGGGGCCUCCUGAUAGCUCCUCAGGGGUCCUGGCACUGGAGGAAGACAGCUUGAGCCUGGCCUUGUUUCCCUUCCCCACCAACUCCUGCCUCUAGGGAUGUCUGAGCUCCUGUGCUGGUCAGCAUCGCCCGCCCCACCCCCGCCCUAUCCCCCCACCAGGCCCUGGGCUGGGAAACGCUUAGGCCCCAGAGCCCCCUUCCCCACCCCAUCCGUCAACAGCCAGGCAGGGCCCCCUGCCUUCUACCUCCUGGUGCCUCCCGCGCUCUCCGGAGCCAGGCAUGCAUGCAGCCCGGUCCUGGCCUCAGGAAAGCGGGGUAUAGCCCAGCCCCCAGCCGGUGUCCUCCCCAGCCAACCCCCCGAAGGCCCCCACCUUCCAGCAGUUUGAAAGUGGGUGUCCCUAAAGUAGAUUUCAGCGGUUGUCAUCCAGUUCCUUGCUGAACGGGUCACUGCACCAGGGUCCCCCGACGUUGAGUAGAGCAGGGACGUGCCUUUGGCUGGGCACUCGCUAAGCAGACGGAGGCCCCUCGAAUGAAGGGCAGGGGACCAAGAGGGGCUGUCCUCAGAGGCGGCCCAGGACCACCUUGGGGUUGCUGGGGUGCUGUAUUAUUAACAAGUAUGCGUGUUGAGGAAGCAGACAGCCAAGAGUCAACAGGUUCCCAAGAAGAGCCACUUAGUUAAAAAGAAAAUGAAGACCAUAGAGAAAAAAAAAUUUUUUUUGAG
Messenger RNA from Enhydra lutris kenyoni (northern sea otter), 3213 nucleotides. Its product is annotated as zinc finger protein 710. The record is from RefSeq and is a predicted model, not a curated record. The transcript is spliced from 5 exons. Bases 63 to 2117 code for a protein of 684 amino acids. Lineage: Eukaryota; Metazoa; Chordata; Mammalia; Carnivora; Mustelidae.